Molecule: messenger RNA, 2527 nt
Organism: Oncorhynchus nerka (sockeye salmon)
Lineage: Eukaryota; Metazoa; Chordata; Actinopteri; Salmoniformes; Salmonidae
Product: lysM and putative peptidoglycan-binding domain-containing protein 1-like
Exons: 3
Coding region: 243-929 (228 amino acids)
Source: RefSeq, a predicted model, not a curated record
ACCACGGCAGCCAUGGAAACUGACAGCUGCCUGAAUAAAUCUUUAUGGUAAGUUUUUGUUUAGAAGCUAACUAGUCGACGGGAUAAGGUAAACUAGCUACAUGCACUUUAACACUCAUGUUAUUAGCUAGCACCUCCCUACAAUAACGAUUAUACGGGUUUUCUAGUUGUAUACUCGCAUGGUAGGCGAUUUAGCUAGCUGGCAAACUAUUGCUAGUUAGCUUACCAGUUACAAGCUCCACCAUGUUCCACGGGGAACGGGCUCCUCUUUCAACCAGUGGAGACGGUCUAGUCCCCGUUAACCGCACGAGGUCAUACGGCAGUCUUGUACAAUCCAACCUUUCUCCGGUACGACAGAGACGAAUUGAACACCUAGUUCAACCAGGAGAGACGCUGCAAGGACUCGCGUUGAAAUAUGGAGUAUCCAUGGAACAAAUCAAAAGAGCAAAUAGACUGUACACGAAUGACUCGAUAUUCAUAAAGAAGUCUCUUUCUAUCCCUGUGCUGUCCGACUACAACAGUGAUGCUAAUAGUGGGGUAGAUGUGACUGAGGAGGACUCAGGCCAGGUACAGGACAGUACAAGUAAAGAAGGCUCUACUCAAAAUGGGAAGCCAGUGAACAACUCUGAAAAGACACAAGAAGGCAUAUCAGAACUUUCUCCAAUGAAUUUCUUAAAAAGGAUGGAUCGUAUGAUCAGCCAGUCCAAGCAAGCUGUGAAAAGAUGCCAAGAGGAAGAAAAACGAUUGACAUCUUUGGAAGCUUGUACCACCAGCAAGACAACAGACCAUCGAUUUACAAGGUCAAACAGUGCCACGGUCGUCACCUCUCCCAGAAUGCAUCAGCAAGCCAUACUUGGUGCAUUGCCCCUCACCAUCACCAAAUGCACCAAGAAACUGAGAGAAAGAGAGGAUGAGAUCUUUGAGUUGUGAUUUCAUUUCCUUUGUCAGGCAGAUCAUGGGACACAUGUACUAAUGCAUAAAUCAAAGGGAUUGGCCGCCAAGCUAAUCUGGCAAUACAGAUUUAGGAGAGUUCUUAUUUUCACUAACGAGUAACCUGCUGCUCUAUGGACUUGGUACUUGAAAGUUGGUCGUUAGCACUGUUGAUAUAAUUGUUUUGCUGGGAGGAUAAGUUUCAUUUUGACAAUACACUACUGGUCAAAAGUUUUAGAACACCUACUCAUUCAAUGGUUUUCUUUAUUUUUACUAUUUUCUCCAUUUGUAGUGAAGACAUCAAAAUUAUGAAAUAAAACAUAUGGAAUCAUGUAGUAAACAAAUCAAAAUAUGAUAUAUUUUAGGUUCUUCAAAGUAGCCACCCUUUGCCUUGAUGACAGCUCUGCACACUCUUGGCAUUCUCUCAACCAGCAUCAUGAGGAAUGCUUUUCCAACAAUCUUGAAGGAGUUCCCACAUACGCUGAGCACUUGUUUGCUGCUUUUCCUUCACUCUGCAGUCCGACUCAUCCCAAUUUAUGGUUUUUGCGACUGCACUUGAAGUAACUUUCAAAGUUCUUGAAAUGUUCCGUAUUGACUGACCUUCAUGUCUUACAGUAAUGACGGACUGUCGUUUCUCUUUGCUAUUUGAACUGUUCUUGCCAUAAUAUAGACUUGGUAUUUUACCAAAUAGGGCUAUCUUCUGUAUACCACCCCUACCUUGUCACAACACAACUGAUUGGCUCACACGCAUUAAGAAGGAAAGAAAUUCCACAAAUUAACUUUUAGGAAGGCACACCUGUUAAUUGAAAUGCAUUCUAGGUGACUACCUCAUGACGCUGGUUAAGGGAAUGCCAAGAGUGUGCAAAGCUGUCAUCAAGGCGAAGGGUGGCUAUUUGAAGAAUUUCAAAUAUAAAAUAUAUUUUGAUUUCUUUAACCAUUUUUUUAAUUACUAAAUUAUAUGUUAUUUCAUAGUUUUGAUGUCUUCACUACAAGGUAGAAAAUAGUCAAAGUAAAGAAAAACCCUUGAAUGAGUAGGUGUUCUUAUACACUACCGGUCAAAAGUUUUAGAAGACUUCUUAUUAAACAAUUAACUAUUUACAAGUUAUUUCAAGAUGUAGUACAUUGAUUACGUAUUAUAUAUUAGCCAUGUCCAGAACAGCACUGUCUGGUUGUCCGUUUACUACACAAGACGAGAGUCAGAAUGUGGCACUUUGGAGUUGUGUUUGUAUGUUAGUGUGAUCUUGUAACUCUCCAAGUUAUGUUUGGCCACAGGCGCUAGAUCAUGUAAGUUAUGCUACCUCAUAGUGUCUUAUGCAAUGUCAGAAAUGUGAAAAAUAUGCAAGUCUUGGAGAACAAUAGAAGUUGACUCUAAAAAAUAUAUUUAUUAUUGAAACCAAUGUGAGUUGGUAUAGCCUAGUCUUCAUUGGGUGUUUGUUACAAUUACGCAAUGGUGUACAUAUUUAUUUUUAGAAGAAUACUGAGCAUUGCACUUUCUUCUUCUAAUCUUGGCACUAGGUUGUAGGCAGUGGUAAGGUUGUAUGUAUUGUAUUGUUAACACUGAAUUAGCCAUACUCAAUUAAAGUGUGAAACUUGUUGGA